CGCCUUAGAAGCAGCACGUGACCAUCCUACACAUUAACGACCAGGAGCCGGAGCAAAGCUCUUAGCUAUCAACUCUCCGAAAUUCACAAAAUUCAGUUAGCAAAAUUCAUGGGUUAGAUCUCCGAAAUCUCCAAAUCUUGAUCGGUUGAUCGAAGAUGGCGGAGAAGAGCUUUAAUCUCCUCCACACUAUCGAGCGCAGGAGGGAUUCCUAUGGAUUUGCUUUGAGACCUCAACACGUACAAAGAUAUAGAGAGUACGUUAGUAUCUAUAAGGAGGAGGAACAGGAAAGAUCAGAGAAAUGGAGGAUCUUCCUUGAACAUCAAACAGAAUCUGAUCAAUUUUGCUCAUCUGAAGAGGAAUCUGGAGAGAUAUUGCGGGCUGCUAAAUUGGGAGUACAGACCAUUUCAGAAAGAGGCCAAGAGGGGGAUUAUUCUAGUGGGAAGAAAUCUGAUUUUGAUGGCUCAGAAGAAUGUGAUCCUCAACAGGUGGUGCAACUUUCAGACGAAACUGAGAAAGAGGAGCAAUUUUCAGAGGAACAACAGAAGGAACAGUCUUCGGAAGAGCUUGGAAAGGAGGUGCAGCUUUCCAAAGAACUCAAAAAGGAGGACCAGAUUUCAAAGGAACCUGAACUAGUGGUGCAGCAUUUGGAAGAACCAGAAAAAGAGGUGCAACUUUCAAAAGAACCUAAAGAGGAGGAGCUGCUCCUAAAACAAUCAAAGGCCGCUAAAGUUCAAACCUGGUCUAGGAUUAGACUCUCCCUCCAUGCCCUCGAGAAAAUGAUGAGUUCACGUGUUAAGAACAUAAAGAAUAUGAAAGACAAUCAGAUCACUGCAGGCAGAGGUCAUCUUCUAUCAACGAGAGAGGCAGAACUUGCAGGAGAAGCCAAGGACGUUGAGGAGGAUGUCUGUGUUAAGGACACUUCUGAUGGAAAAGUCAAGACAUCCAUACAAGAAAAUACAGCAGACAAUGAGACUCCAGAGAUGUUCUUUUCUUGGAAGGAAGAACUUGAGUUCCUUGUUCAUGGGGGAGUGCCGAAGGAUCUCAGAGGAGAGGUAUGGCAAGCCUUUGUUGGGGUAAAGGCACGUCGAGUGGAGAAGUAUUAUGAGGAGUUGCUGGCUGAAGAAAGUAAGGCUGAUGAAAGCAAGGACCAUAGUAACUCAAAUGAUGUACCCAGGAAAUGGAAAAGGCAAAUUGAGAAGGAUAUACCACGAACCUUCCCGGGUCAUCCUGCAUUGGAUGAGCAUGGCAGGGAUUCCUUGAGGCGUUUACUUUUAGCCUAUGCGCGGCAUAAUCCCUCUGUUGGGUAUUGUCAGGCGAUGAAUUUCUUUGCUGGAUUAUUGCUACUUCUGAUGCCUGAGGAAAAUGCCUUUUGGACUUUGGUGGGCAUUAUUGAUGACUAUUUUGACGGCUACUAUACGGAAGAAAUGAUAGAAUCUCAGGUGGACCAACUUGUUUUUGAGGAGUUGAUGAGAGAAAGAUUUCCAAAAUUGGUUAAUCAUCUGGAUUACUUGGGAGUGCAGGUGGCAUGGAUAUCUGGACCUUGGUUUCUUUCCAUCUUUGUCAAUAUGAUUCCUUGGGAAAGUGUUAUCCGAGUUUGGGAUGUUCUUCUGUUUGAAGGAAAUCGUGUGAUGCUGUUUCGAACUGCACUUGCUUUGAUGGAAUUAUAUGGUCCAGCCUUAGUAACAACUAAAGAUGCUGGGGAUGCAAUUACUUUGUUGCAAUCCCUUGCGGGGUCAACAUUUGAUAGCAGCCAGCUUGUUUUUACUGCUUGCAUGGGGUUUUUGGCUGUAAAUGAGGCUAGACUACAAGAGUUGAGAGAAAAGCAUAGACCAGCUGUACUACUAGUGGUAGAGGAAAGAUCGAAAAAGGGUAGAGUUUGGAAGGAUUCAAAGGGGCUUGCAUCUAAGCUGUACAGUUUUAAGCAUGACCGUGGACAAGUAACAAAAGAAAAAAAGAAUGGUGAAGGAGGCAAGUCUAACUUGGAGCAUCCCUCCUCUAAUCUGGAUGCUUUGCUUGGUGAUCUAAAUGUUGUAACUGAAGCAGAUUCACUACCUGAUCUUCAAGAACAGGUGGUUUGGCUGAAGGUUGAAUUGUGCAGGUUGCUGGAGGAGAAAAGAUCUUCCAUACUCAGAUCUGAGGAACUGGAGACAGCAUUGAUGGAAAUGGUAAAAGAAGAUAAUCGACGGCAAUUGAGUGCAAAGAUUGAGCUAUUGGAGCAAGAGGUGGCUGAUCUGCGGCAAGCCCUUUCUGAUAAGAAAGAACAGGAAGCUGCAAUGCUUCAGGUUCUGAUGCGGGUAGAGCAAGAACAGAGGAUAACUGAAGAAGCUCGUGUAAGUGCUGAGCAAGAUGCAACUGCUCAAAGAUAUGCAGCAACUAUACUUCAGGAAAAAUAUGAGAAGGCUAUGGCUUCACUUUCUCAGAUGGAACAAAGGGUGGUUAUGGCAGAAUCAAUGUUGGAGGCUACCAUAAAUUAUGAAUCUGGGCAAGCUAAAGCACUGUCUUCUCCACGAUUAGGGCACAGUCAAAGCUCCACAGCAGAAAGCCCCGGAAGAAGGAUGGGUCUAUUAAAAUUUGGCCUUGGAUGGCGUGACAAAAUUAAGGGGAAACCAAAUGACGAGUCCGCCGACAUUAUGUCCAGUAAUGGGGGAAAAGAUCCAAGCCCUUUGCUGAAAGAAAGCUAAGACCAAGAGAAGAUGUAGGGGAGAAUUUUCAGAAUGCCUCUAAGAUGGCACUUUUUGCCCAAGAACUCGCCAAGUUCUCUUUGUAAUUAUGCAUACAUUCAGGGUAGGAGAAAGGAAGCCAUAUAUUUGUAUCAAUUUCAGUUCGAAGUAAUUAAAGCAAUUUUUGGUCCCCCUUCUCUUCCCUUUUUUCAUCAUCAUCUUCUUCCAGAGAACAUAUUGUAGAGUAUGAUUUAUAACAUUUUUUAGUACAUGAGGUUCUUUUUUAUUUCA
Molecule: messenger RNA, 2951 nt
Organism: Hevea brasiliensis (rubber tree)
Lineage: Eukaryota; Viridiplantae; Streptophyta; Magnoliopsida; Malpighiales; Euphorbiaceae
Exons: 18
Coding region: 156-2681 (841 amino acids)
Source: RefSeq, a predicted model, not a curated record